Molecule: messenger RNA, 213 nt
Organism: Puccinia triticina
Lineage: Eukaryota; Fungi; Basidiomycota; Pucciniomycetes; Pucciniales; Pucciniaceae
Exons: 3
Coding region: 1-213 (70 amino acids)
Source: RefSeq, a predicted model, not a curated record
AUGGAAUUCGACGGCGAUUUCCUGCCAAUAUCAAGCUCAGGAGACGACGCGGAGUCGCGGACUAUUGAAAACUUCGAUUUUGCGAAAUGUUCUCGGAGAGUUACUGGCAUGUCAUCAACGUUAGCUCACUGUUACACGGUUAAUCUACGCGCUCUCGACUUCUGCGGCGUACACCUGAUGGCGGGCAUGACUCAUCUCGGAUACGCCACUUGA